Dromiciops gliroides (monito del monte) is the source of this 875-nucleotide messenger RNA. It is a transcript of the gene TMEM203, whose product is annotated as transmembrane protein 203. Gene Ontology annotation, biological process: intracellular calcium ion homeostasis. Gene Ontology annotation, cellular component: endoplasmic reticulum. The transcript has 2 exons. The record is from RefSeq and is a predicted model, not a curated record. Bases 248 to 658 code for a protein of 136 amino acids. NCBI's taxonomy places the organism in Eukaryota, Metazoa, Chordata, Mammalia, Microbiotheria, Microbiotheriidae.
GGCUGCAGCGGGCGGAGCCGCUGGGACCACUGAAGUGAGUGCAGGGGUCUGGGUUCGACUGGGAGGUCUGACACCGGAUGUGGAGGUUCGGUUGUCAGCGGGCGGACUGGGACCAGCUGCAGCCGCCGCCGCCGGGUCCCCGCUGAGGAGCGGCCCCGCCGGGUUGCGCAGUGUCGGGUAGGCGGGACAAGGCCCUUCCAGAAGUGGGGCCUUGGAUCCCGCUGGCCCCCGAGCCGGCGCCGGCGCGAUGUUGUUCUCGCUGCGGGAGCUGGUGCAGUGGCUGGGCUUCGCCACUUUCGAGAUCUUUGUGCAUGUGCUGGCGCUGCUCGUGUUCUCUGUGCUCCUGGCCCUGCGUGUGGAUGAGCUGGCCCCGGGCCUGUCGUGGUGGAAUGUAUUCGUGCCCUUCUUCGCCGCAGAUGGGCUCAGCACCUACUUCACCACCAUCGUGUCCGUUCGCCUCUUCCAAGACGGGGAGAAGCGACUGGCUGUGCUCCGCCUCUUCUGGAUCCUCACCAUUCUCAGUCUCAAGUUUGUUUUUGAGAUGCUGCUUUGCCAGAAGCUGGUGGAGCAGACGAGAGAGCUCUGGUUUGGCCUGAUCAUGUCCCCAGUCUUUAUUCUUCUGCAGCUGCUCAUGAUCCGGGCCUGUCGUGUCAAUUAGCCCUGCUCGAAGGGGAGGGAGAAAGAAAGGACGCUAUCUCUAGCUAGCGUUGUACUUAAAGAAAGGAACUCCGACAAAGAGGAGUCAGACCCAUUUGCUUAUGACGUCCUAAGCUUUUCUUCAUGCUUUCUCAACCUAACUCCAGGCGGGUGGGCAGAUGUGUGGGAAAAAAAUACUGAGCCCUAAAUAAAGGUAUUUUGUUGUUUGUUUGCUUUGA